AAACCCUAAAAUAGCUCGCUUCGAGAUCAGACUUCCACAAUCCUCUGCAAUAUUUCAUAGACGCAGGAGCCCAAAUCCCAGACCCGCAAAAGCAAAAGCUCAUGAGACACCCAUGGCGGUUGCUUCUCUUGCGAAACUAUCCUCGCUCUCGCUUACAGUUCCUCACCCAGCCCCAGGUGCUCCCCGAUUCUGUAAGCUCUUUCUUAUCACUCCUCCACACACGGUUCUUUCACAAUGCUGUUUUCAAUCUCUCUUCUUGAACCCUCAAAAUCUUAAGCUAACCAUGAGCACUAAACUGCCCCUGAAUCAUGAAAACCUCAUGAUUCGUAAUUUAUCGUCUGAGCCAGCGGUGUUGAGGAAUCUUGAAUCUAAUCCUGAUGUGGCAAGACGGUUCUUUGAUUGGGUUUUGGAGAGUGAUGGGAAGAGAUGGAGCUCAAAAUCGUAUAAUUUGAUGCUUGGCAUUUUGGGAAUUAAUGGGCUUGUAGAGGAGCUUUGGGGUUGGUUGAUGCAAUGAAGAAGAAAGGGUAUGGAGUAUCAGGUCGUGUUCGAGAUAAAGUGGCUGAAAUUUUUGAGAAAGAAGGACUGGAGGGUGAUUUGGAGAAGUUGAGGGGAGUGUUUGCAUCAGGGUCCGUGGAUAAUUCAGUGGAGAAGGUUUGCCCUAGGGUGUGUAAGAUUGUUAGGAGUGAUGUGUGGGGGAACAGUGUUGAGGGCAGCUUACGUGUUUUAAAUGUCGUGUUUUGAAGUGAUUUGAUGAAAAUGAUACUAGAAAAUCUUGGUGCGGAGCCUAAAAAUGCAUUAAUAUUUUUCAGGUGGGUCGAGUAGAGUGGCUUGGUGAAACAUCAUGAGGGGACUUAUAAUGCUUUGGCUAGGGUUUUGGGGAGAGAAGAAUGCAUUGAUAUAGGUUUUGGAAGAGUGUUGAUGAAAUAAGGAGUAAGGGGUUUGAAAUGUACAUUAAGGUUUCAGAGUGAUUUGCCAAAAGGAAGAUGAUUAAGGUUUGAGAUCAAUUUUCUAAUGGGAGUAUGAUUAAAGAUGCUGCAGAUUUAUAUGAGUAUGCAAUUGGUGCAAAUAGACCUUCUGUGCAUGGUUGUACUUCUUUGCUGAGGAAAAUAGCAGUGGCUAAACAAUUAGACAUGGAACUGUUUUUGAGGGUUGUGCAGAUUUUUACAGAGGAUGGGAAUGUAUUGACAGAUAGCAUCCUUGAUG
Messenger RNA from Rubroshorea leprosula, 1203 nucleotides. NCBI's taxonomy places the organism in Eukaryota, Viridiplantae, Streptophyta, Magnoliopsida, Malvales, Dipterocarpaceae. The record is from the annotation of a GenBank genome assembly.